Molecule: messenger RNA, 2475 nt
Organism: Cynara cardunculus var. scolymus (artichoke)
Lineage: Eukaryota; Viridiplantae; Streptophyta; Magnoliopsida; Asterales; Asteraceae
Product: histone-lysine N-methyltransferase, H3 lysine-9 specific SUVH4-like
Exons: 15
Coding region: 233-2341 (702 amino acids)
Cellular component (GO): nucleus
Molecular function (GO): zinc ion binding; histone methyltransferase activity; protein binding
Source: RefSeq, a predicted model, not a curated record
UUUCUCUUCUCAAAUUCAACUCCAGAUCUUGACUCUCCCCCUUCUUACCUGCAUACUCUUCAUUCCAAAACCAUACAAAAUUUUCAGAAAAUGUGCUUGUAUUUAUCAUUUUAAACCCUUGCAUUUUUAGGGUAGCAAACGGGAUCUUAUUUGAGAAUCUUGUGUUUCUUUCUCAGCUUUUGAUUUUACCAGUCCCUGUAACCCUAGUUGAGACAUUCAAAGGAUCAUUUCUAUGGGCUCUCAUAAAUCUUUCGCCAAUGGCACAUUGGAUGUUUCCGUCACCAAAAAAUUUGGCCAGCGAGUCCAGAAAAAGAUCGUAUCCCAGGAAUCUCCUGUCAACAAAAGAUCUAGUCCGCGGUUAAGAGAAAUCCCUGACAGUAAAAGACCUUAUUACGGCCCCACUCGCAAACGACACUCAUUUUCAACACAAUUGCAUGAGAAUGAUGCUGUUGCUGAUAAUAGAGCAUCACAGAGAAAACCAAAAUAUUCCCCGACAAUUUGCUUGCCAAAUCUUUCGCAGAGUGAGAUCAAAACUACUUCUUGCCUAGCUACCAAGAUUAAUUCAUUGGGCCACGAAAAAGAUGUUGGUGACGGAGAGUCAAACACACCCAUAAGUGGUUUGCCAACACCAUCCAAGAGGGAGUUGGAAACCUAUCAUUCGGCUGCACCUUCGCCAGCUACUGAGGGUGUUGCUUCAUAUGUGGUUCAUACCAGGAAUGAUAAAGCAAGGGUCAAAAAAACUCUUAGAAUAUACGAUAAAUACUACCUCCAUUUUUUUCAGGAACAGAAUGCAUGUGAAAGUAAUGGUAAACAGCUUGCAAAACAUCUUGAUUUGAAGAAAGAUGGUAUGCGAUCUAUUAAGCGUCCUGAUAUGAAGGCCAUAUCUAAGAUGUUAGAGUGUAAUGAAGUUUUGUUCCCUAUAAAAAGAUUUGGUCACCUGCCUGGUAUUGACGUUGGUUAUCAAUUUUAUUCACGAGCUGAAAUGGUUGCUGUAGGUCUUCAUAGUCACUGGCUUAACGACAUUGAUUAUAUGGGACAAUCUUACAGAAAAAUGGAGGAGUUCAAAGGGUGCACAUUUCCGUUAGCUGUAGCAAUUAUAUUGUCUGGUCAAAACGAAGAUGAUCUGGAUAACUCGGAAGAUGUUGUUUAUACCGGUCAAGGUGGAAAUAAUUUUAUGGGCAAUAAACAUCAAGAGAUGUCAUGUGGUAAUUUGGCUUUAAAAAACAGUAUGGAGCAAGCUACACCUGUCAGGGUUGUACGAGGACACACAGGUGGCCAUCACUCAUUCAGAUUAUACACGUAUGAUGGUCUGUACAAGGUGUCUGAAUGCUGGCCUGCAGAUGGCUUCUCUGGUUUUGUUGCUGAUAAGUAUCGCCUGAAGCGUCUUGAAGGACAGCCUAAGUUGACAAGGAAUCAGGUUCAGUAUAGCAAUGGGCGUUCCUCAAGGAUUCCUAUUAAAUCACCUCAGUUGGUAUGCCUGGAUGUAGCUGAAGGUCAAGAAGAUGUGUAUAUACCUGCUAUCAAUACAAUUGAUGAUGCAACUAUUACCGGUUUUACGUAUACAAAGUAUAAUCAAGUUGCUAGCAAUCUGAACCUCCCUCCAACUGCCGGUGGAUGUGAAUGCAAAGGAAAUUGCACGAAUCCAAAGACUUGUGCUUGUGCUAGACUUAACGGCUUUGAUUUUCCAUAUGUACGAAGCAAUGGGGGAAGAUUGAUUGAACCAAAGGAUGUUGUGUUCGAAUGUGGACCAAACUGUGGAUGUGGACCUGGUUGCAUCAACCGCAUAUCCCAGCAAGGGAUAAAGUAUCAACUUGAGGUUUUCCGUACAUCCGAUAGAGGUUGGGCUGUCAAGACCAAAGAUUUUAUCCCUUCUGGUGCACCGGUGUGUGAAUAUAUUGGAGAGCUUAGGAGGACAAAUGAGCUGGACAAUGUUGCUGAAAACGAUUAUAUAUUUGAAAUUGAUUGCUGGCAAACAAUGAAGGGGAUUGGAGGAAGAGAGAGGAGGUUGGGAGAUGUGUCUGAAUCUGUAAGCAAUGAAUUGGAUGAUCAGGGUGGUUUGCCUGAGGCUGAGUUUUGCAUAGACGCUGGGUGUGUUGGUAACGUUGCAAGGUUUAUCAACCACAGUUGUGACCCAAACCUUUUUGUUCAGUGUGUUUUAAGCUGGCACCAUGAUGUAAAACUUGCGCGAGUAGUUCUGUUUGCUUGUGACAACAUACCCCCCAUGCAGGAGCUUACUUAUGACUAUGGAUAUGAGCUUGAUAGCGUUGUAGACAACAAUGGGAGUGUAAGGAUGCUGCCAUGCCAUUGUGGUACAUCAGAGUGUCGCAAGCGAUUGUAUUAGUAUUAGUAUUAGCAUAUUUGAUUCUGUUUAACUUUUCAAGUUGGUGAAGGGAUGGCAGCUGCAUAAUAAAUUAUGUUAUAUAGUAUGAUUAUGAUGUUUACAUCAUUCAUACGUAUCUAUCUAUCUCUCUCUUU